AUGCACUCCCGGGGCCUCUUACAGUCCGCGACCUGUCCCCGGCCGGGUUGUGGCGCGCCCGAGUCGGUGAGACACUUGCUCUGGGAGUGCAGCACCGCCGUCGACCAGUGGGCAACAGCCGGCUCCUUACAAUUCCCGUACCUACCAGCAGGGGAGGUCCUCACAGCACAGCUGAUGCUGUACGGGGUGGGCCUAAGUCCGAAUUCAAAAAAGGACUUCACAAGAAUCUGGCUCACCCUCGCCGCCACCAAAGACGCCAUAUGGACCUCCAGAAACCUGCUGGUAGGAAGGCACAUGCAGAUCCCCCCCGUGGCUGUGAUCCGGAUGGCAGCGGCACAGUCCGAGAGGCUGUGGCUGCAGGCGGCGGGCCCUAGGACACAGCUACACAGAAGCAUCGCCUCUGUGCCCAUUCGGACGAAGGAGACCGAUGCCGCACUGAAGGUCAAAGCCGCAACGGCCUGA
Messenger RNA from Knipowitschia caucasica, 462 nucleotides. The record is from the annotation of a GenBank genome assembly. Lineage: Eukaryota; Metazoa; Chordata; Actinopteri; Gobiiformes; Gobiidae.